Messenger RNA from Hyaloperonospora brassicae, 2688 nucleotides. The record is from the annotation of a GenBank genome assembly. NCBI's taxonomy places the organism in Eukaryota, Oomycota, Peronosporomycetes, Peronosporales, Peronosporaceae.
AUGUCGUCGGCCGACCCCAAUGCGUACGACGCGCUCGCGUCGCCCACGUCGCACGCUGCGAUCCCCGUCGCACCCGAGCGCAGCCAGACGCUGUACGACUCCGACCUGGUCAUGGUCUUCCCGCGUCGCACGGGCGGCGAGCUCAAGAAGCCCGAGGACUUUACCGUGCACCGCUUCGUGCGGCUCUUGAUGGGCAAAGACGCGGCGCGCAGCGAGCGGUCCCAGACGAUCGUCGUGGACCCGUUCCAGCGCGUCCUGCGCACGUCGCGCUGCUUCUUGGACGACGGCGGCCGCCACGUGGGUCACGACACGAGCCACGACCACAGUGACGCGAGCGACCAGCAGCGCCUCGAGACGCAGCAGCAGCUGCUCGAGCACGAGUACGAGCAGUCGAUUGGCUCGAAAGACGCGACGUCCGAGACCAAGUUCUGUGAGCUCGUGGCGACGGCGAUCGCUCGACGGGUGCAGCUCGCGUGUGGACUCACGACGCGCCUGUUUUUGAGCUGUGACGCUGAUGAGAUCAUUAUGACGAUCAAGACGGACGACAAUGACCUGCGCGUCGAAGCCGAUCGGACCAACUACCGCCUGCAAGUGAGCAACAAGCCGUUCUCCGAGGUGCUGCACGAUGGAAAGCUCGAGGCCAUGCGACGCGAGAUGGGCGACAAGGACUGGCACGAGUCCAUUGACCACUUGCGCCACACACGGGGCUUUGCUGAUGCCGGUGCCGAGUACCCCGAGAUGGAUCCGUUGCUCGUUUCCCGUGGAGAAGAGUUCCACCCAGAGCUACGGAAAGCACUGGAUGUGUGGGGGCACACGGAAGAAGCGGACGGGCUGUUUGUUGACGACGACACGUACCGUCGCGUUCAGGGAAAUUGCUGGGGUCGUUUCUGGACGUCGAUCUUUGCGCUGCCGUACGAUCCGUUGACGUACUUUGCUCCGUUUGCGGACUAUCGCUAUGACGUAAAGUACCAGCCGUACUAUCGCCGUUAUCCGGUCCGGUGGGGAGAGAAGAAGGAGCAGACUUUGUUUACGCAAAAGGAUCGGCUUCGACUCGCCGAAGGUACCAUAGAACGCCACAUUAAUGCAGACGCUCUCGAGGCAGCUGGAUACUUGCAGGGCCCGAUGUUUGCACUCCAUGACGCAGACGCGUUGCAUGACUUACGACACUCAUGGGCGUUGCAUUGGACCAUGCUGUACCAGCCGCUGCACAAGAUCCGCUACUACUUUGGAGAGAAGAUUGCGCUAUAUUUUGCGUGGCUGGAGUUUUACACGAAGAUGCUGAUUUUUCCGGCUAUCGCUGGCAUCAUCACGUUUGUGUAUGUCGAGGCCCGCCAGGCUGUAACGGGCACCAACGAACAGGGCUACAUCCUUAUCGCUUUCGCCGUGUUUGUGGUGGUUUGGUCGUCAUUGUUUUCGGAACUGUGGAAACGCAAGAAUGGUCUACUGGAUUCACUCUGGGGUCUAAGUGGUUUACAAGAGUCGUUCCGCUACCGGCCUCAGUUCCGCGGCACAAAGAGUUACCACCCGGUGACCGAUGCGGAGGAAGUGACGUUCGAAAGCAAAACCAAACGCCGCCGUGCAUUCGUCGUGUCCGUGUUGGUAGUCACGCUGAUGGUCGGAAUUGUGGUUGUCGCGCUCUUUGGUUUGUUUGUACUGAAGCACUGGAUCAACAGCACGGAUCGUUCGGAAAAGCCGAACGUGAGCGCGGAGUACCGGACAACACUGACGUUUGGCGUGACAGCGGCAAACGCUAUCCAAAUUUUGGUGCUGAAUAUGGUAUACCGAACUGUCGCUCGCAAGCUAAAUGACCUUGAAAACCACCGCACGGACGCCGAGUAUGAAAGCUACUUGAUCAUCAAGGUCUUUUUGUUCCAGUUCUGCAACUCCUUCGCUUCGUUCUUCUACAUCGCUUUUGUAAAGCGCAUUGCGGAGGGUUCCUGCCUGUACAAAGACGACUGCAUGCAAGAGCUGCGCGACCAGUUGCUGACCUUGUUCUUGAUCCGAAUCGUGGUGGGCAAUACGACGGAAGUGGCGAUCCCGUACUUGAAGUACCGCUACCAGCUUUUCUCUGAGCGCAAUGCGGGCAAUAGUGUGGAGAAAGUCAGCCACAACAUCAUCGAAGACCAGGCAAAGCUGGUGCCGUACGAGAGCAACGAGGCAUUCGAAGACUACAACGAGAUGGUCAUUCAAUAUGGGUUCAUCAACUUGUUUGUGGUAGCCUUUCCGCUGACACCGGUGCUGGCGCUGGCCAACAAUUUGCUGGAAGUACACGUUGAUGCCGUGAAACUGUGCUUUGUGCAUCGCCGGCCGUUUCCUCACCCAGCGAAGGACAUUGGGGUGUGGUUUUAUAUUCUGCGGUUCAUGACGUACAUUGCGCUUGGCACGAACUCAGCGCUGAUUUUAUGGACGUCCAACUUGUUCGAAGACCAGAGUGGAACGGUCAGAGCCUUUAGUUUCGUCGUGGCGUGCCAAGUGUGUCUGGUUUUGGCAAUCUUGGUUGAGCGUAUUGUGCCAGACACGCCUCGCGAGAUCAAGUUGCUCUUCGAGCGCUCGGAGCACAUUGUGAAUGUGGUGUUCAAAGGACUUUUUGAGGGCGAUUCUUCGAAUUUGAACGAGGUUGCGGAGCACUUGGACCUUCGAAUUUACCCCAACGCUCAAUGGGCAGAAGCAAAGCAGCAGCACGCGUAG